CACAUCAGGGGCGGACUGACCAUUUGGAAACCCGGGCACUGCCCGAGGGCCGGGGUCAGUAGGGGGUCCCAUGUGAUACCCCUGGUACCUUUUUCAUAGGCUUUUUUGAGUUUGGGCAAGGACACAGGGGCCCCAUGAUCCCCUAUUGCCCGGGGGCCCCAUGAGUUGUCAGUCCGCCCCUGCACUGUACUAAUGGCACUGGGCAGGAAAGGGUUAACAUGUGGGCCGAUCAAAUGGUUAACUGUGUGCUAUGUGUGUGCUUUACACUAUAAGCACACUGCUUUGUAUGGCUCUGCUAUGCAGAGCCAUACAAAGCAG
Messenger RNA from Staurois parvus, 318 nucleotides. The record is from the annotation of a GenBank genome assembly. NCBI's taxonomy places the organism in Eukaryota, Metazoa, Chordata, Amphibia, Anura, Ranidae.